Messenger RNA from Penicillium atrosanguineum, 1509 nucleotides. Its product is annotated as bromodomain-containing protein. NCBI's taxonomy places the organism in Eukaryota, Fungi, Ascomycota, Eurotiomycetes, Eurotiales, Aspergillaceae. The coding region runs from base 1 to 1509 and encodes 502 amino acids. Gene Ontology annotation, molecular function: protein binding. Gene Ontology annotation, cellular component: RSC-type complex. The record is from RefSeq and is a predicted model, not a curated record. Gene Ontology annotation, biological process: chromatin remodeling. The transcript has 6 exons.
AUGAGUACCAAACGGCGCGUGGCAGCUGCGGCUUCACCUGAACUGAGGACCCGCGGGAAGCGCCGCAAAGUGUCUGAUGAUGACCUCGUGGACGUCGAAGAAGCCAAUCAUGCAUCAUCUAAUCCAGCGGAUGAGGAUGAAGUCGGCGGGAGCUCGGUGUCCCAGGAUGAGGAAGAGACCGAAAUCAACUUUGAGGGCGACAGCCUUCAAGCAGCACAGGACAAGAUUAUGUCGGAGUUGGCCCGGUUGAAAGAUGCGGAUGGAGACGAAGUGGCCUAUCCAUUUAUUGGCAAGCCCGAUCGCAACAUCUACCGAGACUACUAUGAAAUUAUCCACCACCCAGUGUCGUUGCGGAGUAUUCAGAAGAAGGUUCGCGGCACCGAUAGCCGCAAGAAGCACUCGAAAGUGACUGCAUACCCCACAUGGCAAUCUUUCGAAGAAGAAGUCAGCUAUAUCUGGCGGAACGCGAGAGAAUACAAUGAAGAUGGAAGCGAAAUCUCGGUUCUCGCUGGCGUUCUGGAGGGACAUUUUAAACGACGGGUGGCAGAAGCCAAAAAGAUCGUUCCAGUUCCCAUUCAGGUAGAUGGCCAUCCCGAAACCGAAACGCCUCGAAUUAAAUUAAAAAUGGGGGCGAAGAACCCGGAAUCGGCGGCAUCCAAGUUAACACUGAAGAUGCGUGGGCAGACCUCCGAGACACCUUUCAAGGAUGACGGCCCGCAACCCGGUGUCACAGUUGAUAAUGAAUCAUUGAAACGACAACAAGACCUUGUCAGAGCCGGUUCGGCAAGUCAAGAUGUUGAUGCGCCUAAAAUGUCUCCUCGAACGAGGUCACUUCGACGACAUGUGGGAAGUCCUAAAUCCAGCGCUGCGACGACUCCAUCCGUAUCAGAGCAACUACACAAUGUACCCGUUCAUGGACGGGAUACGACUGGCCCAAUAAAAGACGAGAAUCCGGUGGCACACUCCCAGCAUGCCGAAACACGUCCUUCCCAUGGCCUUCAUGGGUCUCUCUUGGACUUAACCAGCGGAAUUUCCUCAUACGACGCACCAUUUCAACAAACACAUGAGCCAUCACCAUUGGAUUCUCUCUGGAGGCGACCAGGUCAAGAUGCUAAUUCUGCAUUGAUUCGCAACGUUCAAAUCUUCACUCAUCCCUCGUUGUCUCUGGAACGCGACCUGUGUCUGGACAUACCCCCGUCUGCUACUCUUUCCCAGCAAACCAUUACUGUCAGCCUUCCCUCGUCGUGCCAUUUGAUGAGAGUUAGGCCCACACUGGCCGCUGGGACAGCCCAGCGGCAGGUCAAGAUUGUCGCCCUAAUGGGCAUGCAACGUUUGCACCCGUCUGGUGAUGCAUCUGCGCUGGCGUAUGACAUCCAACUCCAUCCGGGCACAACUAAGGUCGAUCUAGAAGCAAUUUCAGGACCGGCUCGGGGCGUUCCAAAAUCUGGACCUCCAGGUUCUGAUGUGGACUACGAGCGAGUGACAAUUUUUUUCAAUCUGUUGCGGUGA